ACGUGCCUUUACAGAAGUGGUGGACGAAGAAGAAGAAGAAGAAGCAGAAGAAGCAGCAGAAGAAGAAGAAGAAGAAGGAGAAGAAGAGGAAACGCUACGUUUCAGGCGAACCCAACAUUAGUUAUAGACCUCAGCUUUGCUCUGUUUCGUCGCGCGUUUUUUUUAAUAGUCCAAACAAACGUCGAACUUUUGGGGGAAUGUAACUCUUGUGUUUUUUCGUGGACUUUGUGGCGCUGCUGUCUCUGGAGCUGCAUCCUUAGCUAGCUUAGCACUCUCGUUGCUAGGCUAACGCUCUCAACACAGCUUGUAAACAACAUUAUAACGGACUGAGGAUGAAUUUGGUGAUAAACAACGCUUUACAGCCUCUGCUGCGCGACGACGAAGCCCUCGUUGUGGAAAACUCCAUCAGACUGGCGAUAGACUCGAUAGUAAACGUGUUGAACGGUGUCAACAGUGCCAGGACUCGUGAGUACCAGCGGACGGUGGCCGACAGGGACAAAGAGAUCCAGAAGCUCGAGCGCAGGCUGGGAGAGUCGGAGCACGAGCUACAGGUGUUGCGCCGGCAGGGAUGCGCGUGCCGGCUGGUUAAAAAGGAGCACAGUCCAGUCACAGGGUCACUGACCUUAGGUGACCCACUGACCUCAGGUGACCCACAGGAGGGAGAGCAGGGCGGGCUGGAACCGAGCUGUAUGAACACAGAGAUGACCACAGGACAGCAGGAGUGUGACCUGAGUUUCUCUUUGGGUCUUUUCACCCGCCCCCCUUCACAUGUCUCCUCUCAAAGCCAUGAGUCAGCUCUUCCAUCUUCCCCCAGCAGACUGGGUCUGGACCAGACCUGCACUCCCCACUCCUCAGAGUCAUCAGGUGUAUCAGAUGCAGCCAGGAAUCAAACUACAUCCCCCAGCAGCAGCGUCGUGGUCAAAGAGGAGCCGUGUGAGAUUGACACAGUCUUCAUUAAGUGGGAAAUGAGUGAGGAGAGAAUCACGGAGGCUCCAGAGAGCACAAGCGGUCUUUGCCCGGACAAAGAGAGUCCUGAUGUAACAAAAAUACUGGAGAACAGAAGAAAGUUCAAAGAGAGACCUCACACAGACUCAGGUGGACACAACAUCACUGAAGCAGAAAACCUGAGAUUCAUGUCAUCCAUCGGAAAUGAAAUUAAAGACAUCAUCCUCAAGGCGUUGCCCGGCCUGUCUGAGGAUACUCAGCAACAGGUUAUUUCUACACUUCAAACCUUAGGUGUGGAAUCACUUGAGGACCUCAAGUAUGUGCGGCAGGAUGGCUUUAAUGACCUGUUACCAGUCACACAGCAGAGGAAACUUCUGGAAGCAUUCAAAAUGGAAACCCCAACAGUCACUCUUGAUCUCCAAUCCUUGCCAGUUGAGCCGGCACAAAUAAAUCUAUCUCCACUCUCCAGUCCACUUGACACUGAAGAUGGGGAGAAACAUGGCAGUGUUUCACAAGAAGCAACACCUCGUACUUCUAGGGAGACAAGCCGCACAGCCAUCAUACCCAGCACAUGGCCAGAACAUUUUGAAGUCCCUUGGCAUAAAAUGCCAGAGGAAUUGAGGUCAGCCAUUGCCAACAACAAGAGACCUGCACCUGACAAGCGACGCCAGAUGAUAAGGAUCCUCGUGGAUGAAAUGAAAAAGUAUGUGGAUAAUCCUAAACGCAAAGAAUACAUGAUCAUCUGUCGAAACAUCGUAAAGCAAUAUCCUAGUAGUUUUGCCGACAUGACACGAAGAGGUGUCAUUAUUGCUGGAGGGUUUUUUUCACUGCUCUCUCAGGUGAAAAGAAGAAUUGAGAACAUAAACCGUGCAUCACUGAAAGAAGUGAUCACACUUCAACUGGCCAAACGAUUGCGCCAGUCUGCUUUUUCUUACGGCUGCAAACAAUUUCAGCCGGGUCCUCCACCUGAAGAAACCAGUGAGACAGUGGAGCAGAAGCGGCAACAGUUGCAGAGCAUCUACAGGCAGGAGGGUGCUGACGCUGGUGAAAGGGCAGAAGUGAUAAACCUCAUGAAAACAACAUUCUGUCUCCAGCGUAGCCAAAUCAACCAGACUCCAUCAGCUUUCUUUGAGGAUUUAAGAAACCAGUGGCCUUACCUUUUUACUGAAAGAGGUAUCUUCUGUCACUUUGAGUUACUGACUGACAUUAACGUAUCGCAUGCCUUGGAGCUCUUCAUUGAAGAGUGUGGACAAAGAAUCGAGAAGUAUUUAAAGACAAAAUCAAAACGUAAAGAUCGGCAGCAUGUGGUCUACAAGGAUGGAGAGUUGACUCUUCGCAUCAUCCAGCUUCUGAUGGGCUACUUUGGUGAGAAAACAGAGGGACUGAUACUCCCUGCCCAUCUGUGUGCUACUGCAGCUGAUGUUGAAAGCAACCUGACCCUUCCAGCCAGCCCCCGACUCAUCCUGCUGAUGCCUGGUGAUGAAGUCACAGUUGGACGAUGGAUGAUCAGCAUUGAAGGCCACGUAAUCUGUGAAGGCCGACAACAAAGUUUCAUCUCAGGGCUGGCUGCACUUUUUGCCACCUACUACGUGUUCAACCUGCAAUACCAAGAGGAAGCUGCAAAGACACUGGAGUUUAUUCAAAGACGCUUCAUUGGUAUCAAUCCUGAGAGAGGAUCAAAGGCCAACCACAAGAAGGGGCUGUCGAAGAAGACGGGGAAGCUGGUUCAGAAGAAGAUAGAAACAGUGAAUCCCAAGGUGGCCACGCUUCUGAAAAACCUCACGGACUUUGAGUGGGGCUUUGUAUAGCCACAUCAAAUCUCCACACAAGACCUUACCUCACGUCCAGGAGGUACUACGAUUGAAAAAUAGCCCUUCUCCACACUGACCCCUCACAGUACCUGCUGCAGAGCAUGGAGCCAUCUGCAGGAACACUGGAACCUGACAGGGGAGGAUCUCACACUAACAGUUUAGGAUUAAUGUGAAGCCGAGACAGUAAUUCUAGAUUUACAGAUUUUUAAAGGGUUGUUUCAUUGUGUAAUAUGCUGAAUACUGGACUCUAUGAAUGUAUUCAUGUUUUUUGUUUGUACCAAUGAUUAUGAGAAAAUAACCUCACUGUAUUCACCAUGGCUGUUAUUUCUCACUUCAUUUUCUAAUCUCCUCUUCUUCAUCUCUUCUUCCACAUUUCAAGCUCAUCUGUUACACCGCCUUAAAUGUUAAACAUGCUACCUGAAUGAAGACUGAGGCAAUUUAACUAUAGUCAAGUAUUACUCAUCAGUGCCCCUAGAGUCCAUCAUGUGCAGCUAAUAUCAAGACAUUCUGAAGGGUCAACUUCAGUGCUCAACAUCCCCUUGUUUAUACUACAGUAUUAUCCUUUGAUUUACAUUUUGAUUUCUAGAGUUUUUAGUUAUUUUUUUGUUGUUUAUUUUUCUUUAAAACAUAUAAACUGAUAUAGAUUUGAUAAUUAAAAAUCAUACAAAUGUGGUAUUAUUGCCCUUUCACAAUAAGAGGAUCAUUUUGUUUCACUUUUGUCUCUAUCAUAAAUCCAAUUAUUUUUCAUGCACCAAGAAUCACUUUUCCAUUUUUCAUCAGCAGGCAAUAACUAGAUUUCAGAAUAUAAAUAUAAAGAAUAUAAAUAUAAAGACAUAUAUUAACAGCAUAGGUUUGCAAGUCUGAAUGUGUGUUUUUAAGUGUAUCUGUAUCUACCUGAACUGUAUAUGUUUUUAUUUUGUUGUCACAUUUUGGAAAAGAGGCUUUGGAUUCAGUGAGUCCUCCCUGCUAAAGGAUAAGAUUUAAAAAAUCAUACUUGAUGAAAAAUAACUUCCGGACCCUGGAGUGAUGAAAAAGCUGUAUUUGUUCUGAAAUGCAUAUUUUUUAAUACAAAACUAACACAAAGCAGAAUAAAAGACAAACACAAGA
Molecule: messenger RNA, 3863 nt
Organism: Notolabrus celidotus (New Zealand spotty)
Lineage: Eukaryota; Metazoa; Chordata; Actinopteri; Labriformes; Labridae
Exons: 9
Coding region: 333-2753 (806 amino acids)
Source: RefSeq, a predicted model, not a curated record